AUGUCCAGCAACAAUAGCAUUAAUAAUAGCUGCGCGGACUCAGUUGACGACAGAGAAAUGUUGAUGUCGGUUGACGUGGAAGCGAAGGACGCCACGAAGUCGUGCUCCAUCGUCAUCGAUGCCUAUGAGAAGGAGUUUGUUGAUGUCGAUGGUGAAGCUGAAGCAGACGAAGGUGUUCAAAAGUUGAAAGAGGGAGCUAAAAAGAAGAGAGGAAGAGGUUUAGAGACCAAACGAUAUGUCAAUGAGUAUGAAUAUGAAUCCAUGGAUGUUGGAGUUGAAGAGAUGAACAUGGAGAAUGGUCCUCAGAGAUGUCAAUCUGUUGAAGGAUGGAUUGUGUUUGUAAAAGGCAUAAAUGAAGAGACACAAGAAGAUGACAUUCGUGAAAAGUUUGAAGAGUUUGGUGAAAUAAAGAACUUGCAUCUAAACCUCGAUCGUCGAACUGGUUUCUUGAAGGGGUAUGCACUCAUUGAGUACAGCACAUACAAGGAGGCUGAGGCUGCCAUACAGUCUUUGAAUGGCACAGAGUUAUGUGGUCAGAAGAUCAGUGUUGAUUGGACUUUUGUCAAGCAACCAAAUAAGAAAAGCAGUAAAAGUCGCAAAGAACAGAGGCAAAACCCUCCACCACAUCACAGGCAUCCAUUUUCAGGUUGUAGAUGGUCAUCCCCAAAUGGCAGACAAACAUAUCGCAAAUGA
Helobdella robusta is the source of this 693-nucleotide messenger RNA. RefSeq lists its product as hypothetical. The transcript is spliced from 5 exons. Gene Ontology annotation, biological process: RNA splicing. NCBI's taxonomy places the organism in Eukaryota, Metazoa, Annelida, Clitellata, Rhynchobdellida, Glossiphoniidae. Gene Ontology annotation, molecular function: mRNA binding. The coding region runs from base 1 to 693 and encodes 230 amino acids. Gene Ontology annotation, cellular component: nucleus; exon-exon junction complex; cytoplasm. The record is from RefSeq and is a predicted model, not a curated record.